Messenger RNA from Phaedon cochleariae (mustard beetle), 1746 nucleotides. NCBI's taxonomy places the organism in Eukaryota, Metazoa, Arthropoda, Insecta, Coleoptera, Chrysomelidae. The record is from the annotation of a GenBank genome assembly.
AUGAAGGAUUUGGUACUGUUUGUUUUUCUGCAAAUUGCGAUUUUGAAUUGUGCUGGAACAUUGAGGAAGAAACCAAAUAUCGUUAUUAUACUAGCCGAUGAUGUGGGUUGGAAUGAUUUUGGAAUACAUGGCUCUAGUCAAAUUCGAACCCCCAAUAUCGACGCUUUGGGAUUCAAUGGGGUGGUUUUGGAUAAAUUCUACACUCAACAAACCUGUACGCCAUCUAGAGCUGCUCUUUUGACAGGAAAUUAUCCCAUCAGAUCAGGUCUCCAGGGAAUCCCGCUGGAUGCUGGGGAGAACCGAUCGCUGCCCCUGGACAUGCCCACGAUGCCCGAACGACUGAAGGGCCUCGGCUAUCGUACCCACCUGGUGGGCAAGUGGCACUUGGGGGCCGCUUGCAAGGAGGUCACUCCUACGAGGAGGGGCUUCGACACGCAUUUCGGCUACUGGAACGGCUACGUGGGCUAUUUCAGCUAUGACAUAUCCGUCGCUAUAAAUACUACUAUGAACUUCACGGGCUUCGACCUACAUAACGGCUUUGAGCCCCAAUGGCCUCUGAAGGGCCGCUACGCCACUGAGUUGUUCACCAGGAAAGCCGUCGAGGUGAUAGACAGGCACGACAGGAAAGAGCCCCUCUUCCUGAUGCUGGCCCAUCUGGCGGGGCACGCUGGCCAGGACGGGGUGGAAUUGGGGGUGCCCAACACCACCGCUGCGUACGAGAAGUACCGGUACAUUGCCACCCCUGAGAGAAGGUUAUAUGCAGAUAUAGUCAACAUAAUGGACAAUUCAGUGGGGGAAAUUGUGACGAAACUUUCAGAAAGGCGUAUGUUGGAUGACACAAUCAUAUUAUUUUUCUCUGAUAACGGAGCACAAACUACAGGGAUGUUCCAAAACUUUGGAUCUGGUUGGCCAUUCAGAGGGUUGAAAUUUACGCUCAAUGAAGGUGGUGUGAGAGGUACAGGAGUAUUAUACAGCUCAAUGUUACAGAAAAAAGGAUAUAUUAACAAUGAAUUGAUCCAUAUUACCGACUUGUUGCCUACUUUUUACCAUGCUGCAGGUGGAAAUGUUGCCAAAUUAGGAAAAAUCGAUGGUAUAAAUCAAUGGAAUGUUAUUUCCAAAAAUGAAACUACAAAGAGAACUGAGCUUCUGAUCAAUAUCGAUGAAGUUAAUGGUUACUCUGGUAUAUUAGGCUAUGAAGGACGAUACAAAUUAUUAAACGGAUCCUUCAGAAACGGUCUGUACAAUGACUACUACGGAGACAGCGGCAGAGGUCCAGAAAACCCACCCUACGACAUCCAAUCCGUUCUAGACAGUCCCACCAACACAGCCAUACGAAAACUAGCGAAAAACACUCCCUUAGACCGAACCAGGGUGCAGAGCAUGAGGAGCGCCCUGGACAGGGGUUGGUGCGCCCCCCGAGCGGCCACCCCUCUGUAUACUUGCGACGAUUAUUGCCUGUUCGACAUCAGGGCGGAUCCUUGCGAGACCGAAAAUCUAAUAGGGGAUGACACGAAACGAGAUGUUAUAGAUACUUUGAAGGGGAAACUGAGGGGCUACUAUGAGCAGUUGGUGCCCGAGACCAAUAAGAAAGUGGAUCCUGAUUCCGAUCCUGCUAGGUUCAACAACACUUGGUAUCCUUGGUUGGAAUGUACGCCGGAUGAAGGGCAUUUCGGGGCAGCCAUUAUUCGAAGGGUGAAGACGAUAAUUUGGGAGUUUUUUUUCACUCCUUUGACGUAUCAGUCCUGA